Zophobas morio is the source of this 1546-nucleotide messenger RNA. RefSeq lists its product as uncharacterized. The transcript has 4 exons. The coding region runs from base 980 to 1507 and encodes 175 amino acids. The record is from RefSeq and is a predicted model, not a curated record. NCBI's taxonomy places the organism in Eukaryota, Metazoa, Arthropoda, Insecta, Coleoptera, Tenebrionidae.
UCGAAAACAACUUCUUAUUAGUGUGUACGUAACGAGUUUAGCAGGCUUUGUUUUUAAAAACAAACGUUAACUCGUCUUUGAAAACAAUAAAAUGGCACUGUUAACCAAGUCAGAUUUUUAGUGCUCUCAAAUGGUGUAAUUCAAAAUAUUUGGAAAAGUCCUACAAAAGCAAGUGGAAUCACGAUGUAACAUCCACCAGAAUUCUCCCAUCCCAAAACCUUGACGCCGGUUGGCCACUGUUUCAACGUCUUGAUGAAAUCAUUCACCUUGUUCGUCGCCACCUUCACCAUGAUUUGGAGGGAAAAAUCUAAAUAUUUCAAUAUGGAUGCAGCAAAUGUAGUCGGUGUCACCGCAGCUCAUUUGUUGAUAGGAAUUCAAAAGUGUCUGAUACCGUCACUAAAAUUAGAAUAUUUCUUCCCACAUAAAAAGUUCCAACAGAUUCGCUGAAAGCCGUGCCAAGCUUCAUGUUUCUGUAUUAAUUAGAGUUGCUGUUAAACAAAAAACCACCUUUGUUACAUUUUCCAGCUUUGAUCUUGGAAAAAUUUAAGUCAAUAUUGAAAACGCUGGCCGAGUUUUUGUGAAAAACAGAAAGAAAAUUGAUUAGUACACUUGAUGUAAUGUUCAGCUGUAAAGUGGAAUACAUCCAUUAGCAUGAAUUACCUCCAGGUGUCCGCGGAUUUACCACUGGUAGAGAUUUAUUUAGAGUAUAUAAGAAAAUCUAAUGAAAAGUAGGGCGAAAGCGCGGAAAAUUUGGUAUAUGUUGUAGGGGCUUUAAUUAAAAACUUCUGUACACCUACAUACGUCUUCAUAAAGAUGCUUGUAGUAGGUAAAAAUUUAGAGGAAGUACUAGUGAUAACAGCAACUGUCUGUGUCCAAACCACCCUUCGAGGAAAAAUCUAUAAAAGGACCAGCUUCUGUCCAAACGGUCUUAGUUAUAAACCGAAUUUUGCAAACGCGGUGUCCGUUUAGUCGUUUCAAAAUGUACAAAGUUUUCUUUCUUUUAAUUUUGUUAUCGUUUUGGGACGUGUUUUCCGCUGAUGUGGUGACAAUGUCAUCGACUUCCAUGGAACCUCAUCCCGUAUAUAAACCGCAGGACGCAUCAAACGCGUACGUACCGCACAGGACAUACCAAGAUGUGGGAUUACAAAACGACCCUUAUCCCUCGUAUCCGUCAUAUGAAGACUAUACGUCGUAUCCACCAGUAUCCACUGUAGCUGCUAUACAGUUGUUGUUCCAGAGGCCACUUGGAGCCAUUUUGACUUUUUUGUCGAAAGUGGGGUUCUUUCUCAUCGGCGGCGUUGCUCUUUUCGUGGUUGGAGGAAUUUUCGUCACCGCAAUUUGCUCCCUCACUUCACUUUGUACAAUAUCCUUUGCACCCUUCGCAAGCAUGGAUAAGGACACAAUGAUGCGGGCCUUUAUGACACCUGAGAAGCUUGCAACAGCGGCGGCCAUAGUUCAAGACGCCAUUGGAAAAUACCAGCGGUUGCAGAAAACCAAAAAUGAUUAAAUUAAUAAAAAAUGCAAAUAAAUAUUUAUCUUAAAUAUA